CAAAGUGCCUGUUGCUUUUCCUUGAGAUUCCGUGGCGGCGACGGCGACGACGAACGACGAGCGGCUCCGCGCCCCGAUCGACCGCCAAUUCCUUCGCGUCCGCUCGUCACUUCAGCCUCAGACCCGACAAGCCUCGCCGCCAGUCUGUCUGUCUGUUCAAUGUCCAACUCUGAAUAUACGCAAUCGAGUCUUGUCGAGCAACCGCCCGACAUGGAAGCCAACCCGCCGCGUGUCGCAUCACAGGCGACAGAAAGGCGCCUUUCGUUUCUCGACCUACCCCAGGAAGUGCAGAAGGACAUUGUUGCACAGUGCUGUCAGAGCGACCUCAUCUGUUUGUCGCUCGUCUCAAAACACUUUCGCGAGUUGGCCGCUGCACAGCUCUACCGGAACUUCCACAUCGUCUUUCCGGACGAAGAUGACCCCGCAUACGACUCCCCCAUCGACGGCCUCGCCGGCGGCCUUGACACAUUCGUAACGAGCGACUACGACUACGGCAAACACCUCCGCGACUUGUCUCUAGAUACUCUCAGCGCCGGCGAUAAGGCAGAAACUGCAUACAAGCCAUACUUGUACAGCGUGAGCUGCGGAAAGUUUAUGAACACCCUAUUGCAGUUAACCCUACGCAAGGCCACAUCACUCGAGGCCUUUACAGCGCACAGAUGGAACAUACGAGUUGAACUCAGCCGCCCAGUGUACAAAACUCUCCACUCGAUUCCCACACUGAAGGAUGUUCAUAUCCGUCUACAACUCGGCCCUUCACUUUACGACAUUCCGCCGCCGCUUCCUCUUUCGUCCUCUCAGAUAUCGGGCUCACCACCGACGUAUGGCCACCUGGGCAUGGACGGAAUGGGUUUACAAUCGUUGCCUCCGCAGGUAUCAAUAUUUGGUGGUGGCCCGCCACCUCCACCGCCGCAACCGCCGUAUUACAUGAACUCGGUGCCAAUGCAGGUCGUUACUGCGUCCGUGCCGCAGUCGCAUAAGCCUCUUUCUCUUAGGUCCAAGGCAAAGAAGCAGUCCCUCGCCAAGGAACCCCCCACAUUUUCAGGAUUCAAAAAGCUACGGAGUCUGGCCGUUCUGGACAUGGACACUCUCGAGGCCGUUUCAGAGAUCAGGACCUGCAUUCGCAAUUCAUCUUCGACAUUAACCAAGCUCAAAUUGUCAUUCUCGGAUCACCUCGCAGCGCAAGCACGCAAACCCUCUGCAGACUCUGAGCUUGACGAUUCGGACCAGGAGGAUGAGUUUCAGGUCAUGCCGGGACAUUCGCAGCCUCCACCACCUGCCCACUAUGCUGACAGCAGCCUCAGCAUACCUGCACGAGCGUUCAGGGCAGCGGAGGAGCGCAAGAGCCAGGAGGCCGUUCUAGGCAGGAUAUUUGAUGUAGAGCCCUAUCUGGCUCGGAAAUCGCUGAAGCGAGCGUCGUCCAAGGCCACUGGAAGCGAAGGAGAAAACAGCCAUGAAGCUGUUGCAGAAGCGAGCCUGACCCCUGCCGAGGCUUUUGUCAAUUCUUUGAAACUUGCAUCGACCAGGCUGCACAACAACAUCAACAGAUCGUCGGGACAACGGGCGGAGCUGACUGCGGCUCAGCAAGAAAUUGUUGAUCUCAUCGGAGCAGCGGCUAGGAAGUAUGUGGCCGAGGUAUCGACGGAACCCAAAGACGAAGGACACCCAGCAGUCGAGUCUAGCUUGGGCGCGGCUACGCCCACAACUGAGGAGUCGGCAUCGGCGUCAGCACCGGCUUUGGGAGGACCAGGAAGCUCCACAGAUGACUCGGAGCCAUUCAAAAGCAGUGUGACCGCCACCAAGGAAACGCGGCCUGAGGACAUAAACAUUGAGGAGCCCGAAGGCCAGUUGAAUCUUGACGGCCAAGAGACUCCGAUUGCCCUGACGGGCUCGGGCACCGAUACACCGGUGGACUCAUCCAGCCAGCAGGCAUCCAAGAGUACAACUGCUUCGACGAGUGAAGCAGGGGGUAACGCGAAAGAGCCCGACGCAGAAGUGGACAUCCCAGUGGAAGCAGAAAAGGCGACAACUCCCGGAGAACACGAAGAGACUUUGAAAAAGGCGUUGGGCAAGCUGGUGGCCCCCGAGGACCAAGACAGGUGCAUUAGCGAAUACAUUCGUUCAACCAGGGGUUUGAGGUUGCAGCAGCUCAGCAUCUACCUGAUUCCCGUCAAGGCCUCGGUCAUUUCCAAGGCAAUUGACAUACACGUACUGAGAAAGAUCACGCUGCUCAACGUAGGACCGCAACAAUCCAUCUGGGCUUUGUUUGCUAAGGAGAACAAGUCACGGCCACUGCCUCUGCGCAAGAUAUUCACCGACAACGUAUCGCCGGCGCUGCUCAACUUUGUCUCCCAACUGGAAGAGCUGCAUGAAUUCUUCAUCCUAGAACGGGACCACAAGUACAAGCCCGAGAGCUUUGCAGCGAAGACAGUGACGACCAUUGAGCAGAUCCGGAAGCUAGUGCUGCGGAAGCAUCUGCCAACGCUGAAGAGGCUGAUGAUUAAGAACAUGGAUAGUCAGGAUUGGGAUAUCGACGAGCAGACAAUGAAGCUGAUUUGCCGCAAGGGCAAGCUUCUGGAGGAGCUGGCGGUCAGCAUGAACAUUCGUGCAAUUCAUACGUUCAUGCAAAACAUGGGUGGCUUGGUCAAUCUGAUCGCGCUGCUCAUCAUCAGGCUCCGGAACGAAGAUACAUGCGUGUGGGUGAUGCGUGAGACGAAAAAGUUCUUCCUCGACAACCUCUCGCACCAUCCAGAGAUGAAGCUCGAGUGGCUAUCGAUUGACGACGAAGACCAGCUGGAGAAGCUCGUGCGCAUCACUCACGAGUCCAAGAAGGGCAAGAAGUCCAAGGGCAAGGGUAAAGAGCCGGCCCACGUCUUUCAUAGCCACAACGAUGACGUGUUCCCGCAUCUUUCUGUAGACCCGUGGGACGGCAAGAGCGACAGCUGCAGCGACGAAGACAGUGACGAAGACGACGACGAUGACGACAACGGCAGGCCCAAGGUCAAGCUGGAGACGAUCGAUGGGGUUCAUUUUUAUGAUGUCUGGGGCAUCAAGAUCUUCCAAAAGGAGAUUGUAUCCGGACGUCUGUGA
Molecule: messenger RNA, 3090 nt
Organism: Pyricularia pennisetigena
Lineage: Eukaryota; Fungi; Ascomycota; Sordariomycetes; Magnaporthales; Pyriculariaceae
Exons: 4
Molecular function (GO): protein binding
Source: RefSeq, a predicted model, not a curated record